Messenger RNA from Trichogramma pretiosum, 2077 nucleotides. RefSeq lists its product as uncharacterized. The transcript has 3 exons. Lineage: Eukaryota; Metazoa; Arthropoda; Insecta; Hymenoptera; Trichogrammatidae. Bases 123 to 1856 code for a protein of 577 amino acids. The record is from RefSeq and is a predicted model, not a curated record.
UUCUUGGUAGCAUCAUAAUAUGGCAUCGGAUGUCAUACACACAACAAAUCGCUGCACGUAGGUUACGCGCAAGAAUAUAAUAAUUGACGUUUGAUCAAACAGUUCAGAAAACCCCGUCGAUCAUGUACAAUCAAUGCUGCGUGCCCGGCUGCGACAGCAGCACGAGAUUCAAAACGGAUAAUCUGUCGUUUCACAGCUUUCCCAAGCUCGACAGGUUCAUCUUCGUGAAGACGAAUCUCGGUAACAUCAAGAAAAUCAGUGCGCGCAAACUCUGGGCCAAGCGACUGAGGCUGUCGGCUGAUGUAGCCAAUUCCUGGCGUGUCUGCUCGAAGCACUUCAAGGCGGACGAUUACUUAUCCAGCAGUCUAGAUAAAAAAGUCAAACGAUUGAAGAAUAUUGCAAUACCCUCGGUUGAACUGCCUGAACCAAGCGUUGCCAGAAAAGUACCACUAGCGAAGCAGAAAAAAAAUAAAGCUAGAGCAGCCAGAGCUGCAGCGCGUUUGUCCAGAGUGACUCCAGCAAUACUCAAAAAACCACAAGCUGUAAAUGUGAAAGAAACAGAAAAUGAGAAAGAAGAUCAGCAUAACUCUGAUUCUGAAGUAAAUGCACUUUUUGAAGAAUGGAUUCCAGACGGUGAAGAAACUUACGACCAAAGUGCUUCAGCACAGAUUGACAGUAACAUAGAUCAAGUGGAUCAAAUUCCAGAAUUGAUAUCUGUAGGCACCCAAACAGAAUGUACUUGCUCAGAAAAUAACACAAAGAAUCUCAGUUAUCAAGUUAAAGCUGCGCAAUUACUCGUGGAAAUGAAUGAAAUUCUAGGCAAUGGUGUGGAAGAUAAAGAUGUAGAUAAUUACAUGCAUAAUGUUAUUUUAAAAGUAACAGAAGAAUUUUAUUCUGCAGCCCGUAGGUAUUAUAGAAUAGUUAUAUUCAAUCUCAUAAAAAAUGACGCUCAAUUAAGAGCUUUUACUGGUAUAUGCUUCGAUACCCUGGGAGCAUUAGCUAAAUCAUUGGUUAUAGAUGAAAGUGAGCGGUUUCCUAGAAUCGAAAUAAGUGUUGAAGCUAGAAUUGUUUUAUGUUUGAUUAAGAUGAAAUUAAAUUUGUCUUUCAAGACGCUUUCAUAUUUAUUUUAUAUAACUGAGCAAGAAUGUAAAACUGCGUUUUUUUCAUCCGUGACUGCUUUGAAAAAUGUUCUUAAAGCUGCUAUAUUUUGGCCAACGAUAAACAAUGUUUCAGAGUCACUUGAGGACAAUUUGAAUGAUAUUUAUAAACCUACUAGUGUUGUGGAUAAUGUAGAACUAUUGGUACAAGUUAAACCAGUGUGUCUAAAUUGUGAAAGAUUAGUAUCAGGCAGUUCCAUUAAAAAAGGUAAUUCUCUUGUUGGCUAUUCGCAAGCAUAUGGGAGUCUGAAAAAAAUGAAAAUAUUGCUUGGUUUCUCCACAAGUGGCCUUAUUCGUUAUGUUGGUAGAGUAUUUACUGGUAAAGCUGCAGGAAUUGUUGUAACUGAUCAGAAUCAAAUUUCCAAAUUACUAACAGUUCAAAAAAAUGCAAUAAUGCAGAAUGGCAUAUUGAGCAUUAAAAACAGCACCAAUAAUUUUCUUGAAUUCCUCACAUCUUCAAAAGAUAUAAAAUUUCCUUCUGAAAAUGACAUUAGUAGCAAAGGCAAAAAAACAUCAAAAAAAGUAGAAAAGCCACUCGAUGUAGUUAUUAAAAAGUUUAGGCAGUUUAAAAUCUUUCAAAAUGAAAUACCAUCUGAAAUAGUGCCCUAUAUAGAUGAUAUAAGUGUAAUAAUUUGUGGAGUACUAAACUUGAGUAACUCUGUAAUAGUCGAUAAGACUAAGACAGCUCAAGUCAAUUGAUUCAUUCCCUUGUUCCAGUUGUUAUAGAUAAGUUUGUAAAUAGAAAGUGUCAAAUAAAAUUUCUGAUUUUAGAAAUAUAUUUUUCACGUAGACGCUUUUUACUCAAGUAUAUGUAUAGAACUAAAUAUAAAAACUGGUUGUGAUAACAUGAUACGCUUGUACAAUGAUGAAAAUUUUAUACAAAAAAAAAAAUAAUAAAAUAUUUUUUUACACAAGGAUGU